CAAGACUCCUCUCUACUGGUGCACUACUACUCUGCCAAGUUGUGAGAAAAACCCUAGAUUGCCAAUUUGCAAGAAAAGAACGAUCAAGCGAAAAAAAAAAAAAAAAAAAAAAACUUGCUCUGAGUCUAAUUAUCAAAAACGUGCUCUGAGCUGAAGCUUCUUCCAAUCUUCGCCUCGUGAAGAUGGCCGAUUUCUCAUUCCUCUCCGACACCGACGACUCGGCCGUGGAAGACCUCAUUUCCCAAGCGCGCGACCUCUGCGUCCUCGAACAAGUCGCUGCCAUCAACUGCUCCGGUUUCGCCGACGAAGUCCUCCCCACCGACCUCGAAUCCCGCUUCUCCAGACUAAAAUCCUUCCCCGCGACCACCACCACCGCCAACCCCAAGCCCAGACCCUCCUCGCACGCCUCUUCUGCUCGUUUCGAUUCCCAUUUCGCUUCGAAGACCCACUUGGAUGACAAAGUUUUCUCGCCUUCCAGACAGGACCAAGCUGGUAAGAAAUCUGGGUCUCUCUCACCGCCCUUGGACUCGCCGGGAACGCCAUCUGAACAGCGGAAAACGCGUUCUAAAGGGGAACCCAAAUGUGGGUCGGUUUCGAUUUCUUCGAAUUCUUCUUCGGAUUCGUCUCUGGGGAGACCGAAAUUCCCGUCUUUGAAACGGAGUUUCGACGGUAAGAAACGUUUCGGUUCCACCUCGAAUUCUUCUUCUGAGUUCACUCGCAAAAGUGUAGACGUUUCGAAACGGGGCUUCGACAAGAAGAAACGUUUCGGUUUGAGACCGGAAAGUCGGUCCUUUUCUAAUUCUCCUCUGGGCUCUUCGAAAUAUUCAAGGGAAUCUCCCUCCCCGCCGAGAAAACCAGGUUGCUUCUGGUGUUCUCCGAAGAAGGGUUCUUCCACCAGAAAGGAAGACAUUUGGACAGAAAGAGAUGAUUUCGGUUGGAGCAAGAACGAGGAGCUGUUGGCGGAUUUAGGCAGUUUCUCCAUAAAAGAGCAGCGAAAGAUACUCAAAAAGGCAAUGGUGGAACAAAAGAAGAUUAGUUUAGAGGCCCAGAAAAUUGUCAAGUUGGCUAAGCAAGCAUCUUUGAGGAUGAACGUUUCUGGCAUAGAAGAUGAGCUAAGUGAUGAUUAGAUUACUCAAUGAGCGUUAUUUUCAAAACUUUGCUUUUCUUUUUAUUUUUUAUUUUUUUAAGUUACUUCAUAAAUUUCAGAAACAUAGCCGAUACAAGUUGUUCAUGGUUUAAUAUUUAUAA
Molecule: messenger RNA, 1248 nt
Organism: Morus notabilis
Lineage: Eukaryota; Viridiplantae; Streptophyta; Magnoliopsida; Rosales; Moraceae
Exons: 1
Coding region: 183-1127 (314 amino acids)
Source: RefSeq, a predicted model, not a curated record